UCCAAGAGGGCGACAUGCUUUCUGCAACCCCCCUGUAUGGGAACGUGCACAGCUGGAUGAGCAGCGAGCGGGUCCGCAUGUGCGGGAUCAACGAAGACAGGAAAAUUCCUGUAAAUGACGGUGACGCUUCAAAGGCCAGACUGGAACUGAGGGAAGAAAAUCCCUUGAACCACAACGUGGUGGACGCGACCACUGCCCAUCGGAUCGAUGGCCUGACGGCGCUGAGCAUGGACCGCACUGGCCUCAUUCGGGAAGGGCUGCGGGUCCCGGGCAACAUCGUGUACUCCAGCCUCUGCGGCCUGGGCUCCGAGAAGGGCCGCGAGGCUGCCGCCGGCUCCCUCGGCGGGCUUGGGUUUUCCUCCGAAAGAAACCCAGAGGUGCAGUUCAAACCCAACACCCCCGAGACGGUGGAGGCCUCCGCCGUCUCAGGAAAAGCCCCCAAUGGCUUCAGCGCCAUCUACAAGACGCCCCCCGGAAUACAAAAAGGCGCGGUGCCCCCGGCAGAGGCGCUGGGCUUGGACCGGCCGGCCGGCGACAAGCAGAGCCCCCUCAACAUCAACGGUGCUAGCUACCUGCGGCUGCCCUGGGUGAACCCCUACAUGGAGGGGGCCACGCCAGCCAUCUACCCCUUCCUGGACUCGCCAAACAAGUACCCCCUGAACAUGUACAAGGCCUUGCUACCUCAGCAGUCCUACAGCCUGGCCCAGCCGCUCUACUCCCCGGUCUGCACCAACGGGGAGCGAUUCCUCUACCUGCCGCCGCCCCACUACGUCAGCCCCCACAUCCCCUCGUCCCUGGCUUCGCCCAUGAGGCUCUCGACGCCUUCGGCCUCCCCGGCCAUCCCCCCGCUGGUCCACUGCGCCGACAAGAGCCUGCCCUGGAAGAUGGGCGUCAACCCUGGGAACCCCGUCGAUUCCCACGCCUACCCCCACAUCCAGAACAGCAAGCAGCCCCGGGUGCCGGCCGCCAAGCCGGUCAGCAGCGGCCUGCCCGGGGACGCGGCGCUCCUGCUGCCGCCCUCGCCGCGGCCUUCGCCCCGAGUCCACCUGCCCUCGCAGCCCACGGUGGACACCUACUCGGAGUUCCACAAGCAUUAUGCCCGGAUCUCCACGUCGCCCUCCAUCGCCCUGUCCAAGCCAUACAUGACGGUCAGCGGAGACUUCCCCGUGGCCCGGCUCGCCAAGUACCCGAAGGCGGCAGAGGGGGCCGACAGCGCGCCGCCGGUGCCCGGGCACCCUCGGAAAGCGGCGGGUCAGGACAGGAAAGACGGGGGCUCCCCUCCUCUCCUGGAGAAGCAGACGAUUACCAAAGACGUCACCGAUAAGCCGCUGGACUUGUCGUCCAAGGUGGUGGACGCAGAUGCGUCCAAGGCCGAGCACCUGAAGAAGAUGGCCCCCACGGUGCUGGUCCACAGCAGAGCCGCGAGCGGCCUCGUGCUGGCCGGGGCCGAGAUGCCCAAGGAGACCUUAUCCCCUCCGGGGGGCGGCUGCGCCAUCUACAGAUCCGAGAUCAUCAGCACGGCGCCCUCGUCCUGGGUGGUGCCCGGGCCCAGCCCCAGCGAGGAGAGCAACGGCAAGGGGCUGCCGCUCAAAAACAAGGCCCUGGACUGGGCCAUCCCGCAGCAGCGCAGCUCCUCGUGCCCGCGCAUGGGUGGCACGGACACCGUGGUCACCAACGUCUCGGGGGCGGUGUCCAGCGCGGGCCGCCCGGCCUCCGCGUCACCGGCCCCCAAUGCCAACGCCAACGCCAACGCCGAUGGCAGCAAGACCAGCAGGGGCUCCGUGGACACCACGCCGUCCGUCAUCCAGCACGUGGGCCAGCCCCAGACCGCGCCCGCCAAGCACGGCGGGGCCGGCAGCAAGGGCGCCAAAGCCGGCAACCCGGACCCGAGCUUCAAAGCGAGCGAGAACGGCCUCCCGCCCAGCUCCAUCUUCCUCUCUCCCAACGAGGCGUUCAGGUCCCCCCCCAUCCCCUACCCCAGGAGCUACCUCCCCUACCCGGCGCCCGAGGGCAUUGCUAUCAGCCCCCUCUCCUUACACGGCAAGGGACCUGUCUACCCUCACCCGGUUCUGCUGCCCAACGGCAGUCUCUUUCCCGGGCACCUGGCCCCCAAGCCCGGCCUGCCCUAUGGGCUGCCCACCGGCCGGCCGGAGUUCGUGACCUACCAGGACGCGCUGGGGCUGGGCAUGGUGCAUCCCAUGCUGAUCCCUCACACGCCCAUAGAGAUCGCGAAGGAGGAGAAGCCGGACAGGAGGUCCCGGUCCCACGAGAGAGGCCGCUACGAGGACCUGACCCUCCGGAGCCGCUUCUCCGAGAUGCUGGAAGGCAGCAGCGCCAAGUUACACCCCGAUGUUCCCACCGACAAGACCCCGAAGCCCAGCCCCGGCUGGAGUCAGAGCAAAACCGUCAUCAAGAGCGACAAGCUCGUCUACGUGGACCUCCUUCGGGAAGAGGCAGACACUAAACCUGACACCACCGUGUCCAAACCCGCCUUUGCAGCCGACGGCAUCGGCCAGACCGCGGAGCCCGCCAAGCCCCCGGCCGACCCGGCCCUGCAGUCGCACCGCGACUUCCUGGCCCUGAGAGAGGAGCUGGGGCGGAUCAGCGACUUCCACGAAGCCUACGCCUUCAAACAGGCCCCGGGCCAGUCCGUCUUCGGCUUGAGCAAGGACAGCGUUGCAGCGGGCGCCACCAAGGAGGGCCUGGGGGUGCCCGUCUCCACCCCGUUCCUGGAGCCCCCACUCGGGAGCGAGGGCCCUGCUGUAACUUUUGGGAAAACCCAAGAGGACCCCAAACCAUUUUGUGUGGGCGGUGCCCCACCCAGUGUGGACGUCACCCCCACCUAUACCAAAGAUGGAGCUGAUGAGGCAGAAUCGGAUGGCAAAGUGCUGAAACCGAAGCCAUCGAAGCUGGCCAAGAGAAUCGCCAACUCCGCUGGUUACGUGGGUGACAGAUUCAAGUGUGUCACCACCGAACUGUACGCAGAUUCCAGCCAGCUGAGCCGGGAGCAGCGGGCACUGCAGAUGGAAGGAUUACAAGAGGACAGUAUUUUAUGUCUACCCGCUGCUUACUGUGAGCGUGCAAUGAUGCGCUUCUCAGAGUUGGAGAUGAAAGAGAGAGAAGGUGGCCACCCAGCAACCAAAGACUCCGAGGUGUGCAAGUUCAGCCCUGCAGAGUGGGAAAGCCUGAAAGGAAGUCAGGACAAAAAGCCAAAGUUGGUCGCCCUGGAGGAGGCCAUUGCUGACCAGAAUGACAGUGAGAGAUGUGAAUACGGUGUUGGCAACAAGCACGACCCCUUCGAGCCCCCGGAGAACAAGGAGCUGCCCCUGGAGUCGUACUUUGUGGACAGGCAGCCGGUGAGCGAGCCGCCCGGCGAGCAGGCCGCCGCCGACGUGCCGGGCAGCCCGGCCCUGCAGCUGGACCGGAAGCGCAAAGCCUCGGGUGACAGCCCCCACGCCGAGGCCCCUGGAGAGGAGCUGCCGGAGGACCCGCUGCUGAAAGCCAAGCGCAGGCGGGUCUCCAAAGAUGACUGGCCUGAGAGGGAAAUGACAAACAGUUCCUCUAACCACUUAGAAGACCCACAUUGUAAUGAGCUGACCAACCUGAAGGUGUGCAUUGAAUUAACAGGGCUGCAUCCUAAAAAGCAACGCCACUUGCUGCACCUUAGAGAACAGUGGGAGCAGCAGGUGUCGGCAGCUGAGAGCAAACCUGGCCGGCAGGGCAGGAAGGAAGUGACCCAGGCCAGUCAGCCUGAGGCCACUGCCCAGGGCAAUAGCCUCUCCGAAGAGAAGCCUGGCAGGAAAAGGGCAGAGACCAAAGGCAACAGAAGCUGGGCGGAGGAGGCCCUCAAGUCCAGUGACAAUGAACAAGGUCUGCCCGUGUUCGCCGCCUCUCCGCCCAUGAAGGGCCUUUCAUCCGCCACCGCGAGCGGCAAAAGGCAGACGCCGCCAAGCUGCACGCCAGCCUCCAGGCCGCCGGCCAAACAUCCGAAAAUUAAAGAAAACCCGAAGACAGAUGUGCUGUGCACGGACGAGGAGGAGGACUGCCAGGCCGCGCUGCUGCAGAAGUACACCGACGGCGGCGGCGAGAAGCCGUCCGGGAAGCGGCUGUGCAAGACCAAGCAUCUGCUCCCGCCAGAGCCGCGCCGCGGCCUGCCGCUGCCCGGGGACUACUACGUGGACAACGCCGAUGGCAAGGUGACCGUCAGGCGAGUCCGGAAGCGGCCCGAGUCCAGUUCUGACUACGAUCUGUCACCGGCUAAGCAGGACCAGAAGCCCUUUGACCGUUUGCAGCAACUGCUGCCGGCGUCACAGUCCGCCCAGCUGCCUCGCUCCAGCUCCCCUCCCGAGGCCACGCAGUCGCGCCCCAUGCCCCCCGAGGCGCGGAGACUUAUUGUCAACAAGAACGCGGGCGAGACCCUCCUGCAGCGCGCGGCCCGCCUGGGCUACGAGGAGGUGGUCCUGUACUGCUUGGAGAAUAAGAUUUGUGACGUGAACCACCGUGACAAUGCCGGAUACUGUGCCCUGCACGAAGCCUGCGCCAGGGGGUGGCUGAACAUUGUGCGACACCUUCUUGAAUACGGUGCUGACGUCAACUGCAGUGCCCAGGACGGAACCAGGCCCCUCCACGAUGCAGUCGAGAACGACCACCUGGCGAUCGUCCGCCUGCUCCUCUCCUAUGGUGCUGACCCCACUUUGGCUACGUACUCAGGUAGAACCAUCAUGAAGAUGACGCACAGCGAACUCAUGGAAAGGUUUCUAACAGACUAUCUGAAAGACCUGCAGGGCCGCAGCGACGAGGACUCCAGCAGCUUCUGGGACUUUUACGGCAGCUCCGUGUGCGAGCCGGAUGAUGAGAGUGGAUAUGACGUGUUGGCGAACCCCCCGGGGCCGGAGGACCUGCAGGAGGAUGACGAGGCCAGCAGUGAUGUGUUCGAGUUUGAGUUUGCAGAAAGCCCCCUCUUACCGUGUUACAACGUCCAAGUGUCGGUCGCUCAGGGGCCUCGCAACUGGCUGCUGCUGUCGGACGUGCUGAAGAAGCUGAAGAUGUCCUCGCGGAUAUUCCGCUGCAAUUUCCCCAGCGUGGAGAUCGUCACCAUCGCCGAGGCCGAGUUCUACCGGCAGGUUGCGGCCAGCCUCCUGUUCUCUUGCCCCAAAGACAUGGAGGCCUUUAACCCCGAGAGCAAGGAGCUCCUGGAUCUGGUGGAGUUCACGGGCGAGCUGCAGAGCCUGCUGGGCUCCACCGUCGAGUGGCUGCACCCCAGCGACACGGGCUCGGACGACUACUGGUGAGCGGCCUGUACAGUGUGUCAUAGUGUUAAUCCUGUGCAUAUGUGUCAUACGGCUAUUUCUGUAAAGAAAGGACACUAUUACAUAUGGAAAUAUCUCUUCUUUAUAUAAGAGAAACGGCUCCAGUCGGAAGGACUUCGCAACGUGGUUUUUGUUUCCUUUUUAAACUUUUAAGUCCGUUUUUAUGAAGCUGUUGUAACGUUCCUUUACUUUUCCAUGCACACACGCUUUGGGGUAUGUUUGUGGUGUGUUUUUUUUUCUUGGAAGAUUUGUUUCUUUGCUUUUCUUUUUUAAGGAAAAAAAAAAAAGAUGAGGAAAGGGAGCGAAACACUCUGAUUGAAUUUCAUACAAAGCUCCGACGGAUGGCCGAGGCCGCAACCACGUAGUGUGGCCGCAACUGUGUGGUUGGUUUGGGGGUGAAUUCGGUGAUGUUGUAAUUUUAUGUUUUGUUUACAGAGUACCUGCUCGGGUCAGGUAAAUGCUAUUGGAUGCAGUCCAGUGGCGUGUAAUAUAAAUUCAAACCAUAUCCACACACAACAACUAAUUGUAUGAAACUUUUAUAUCCUAAUUUAAAAGCUGUGAAAUUAGUUUUCACGCAUCAAACCGGAUUGUUUAUAUGUUUAAACAUUUUAUGCUCUUAUUUAAAGAAGACUUUGAGCUAUUUUUUUCUGUACCCUGUAAAAUAUUGAAAACUAACAUAAUAUGUUGAGGUUGCUUGAAAAUGUACAUAAAACUAAAAUUUUCUGAAUUGUGUGUUUAUGUUUGAAAUCUGUGUUUUAACUUUGUAAGUAAAUUCUCUGCCUUUGUAUUUAUAUUUUACAAAAAUUUUCUUAAAAGGCAAUAAACCUGUUGA
Molecule: messenger RNA, 6141 nt
Organism: Eptesicus fuscus (big brown bat)
Lineage: Eukaryota; Metazoa; Chordata; Mammalia; Chiroptera; Vespertilionidae
Gene: BCOR
Product: BCL6 corepressor
Exons: 14
Coding region: 15-5291 (1758 amino acids)
Biological process (GO): negative regulation of transcription by RNA polymerase II
Cellular component (GO): nucleus
Molecular function (GO): protein binding; transcription corepressor activity
Source: RefSeq, a predicted model, not a curated record